AUGCAUUUGAUACCAGGAGUAGGACAAAGUUCCAACCUCACAGUCUAUGCCAACAAUAUAUCGAUUACUGGAGGAGCUAUUUUCAGCGACUGGACAAAUUUAGGAGAUAUUAUGUCGUCUGAUAAUGUCAAUGGAGUCUUAUUGGAUCUGCAAUCGCCAAGGGCUUUUAGGUAUCUGACCAUUACCAAUAAUGGAACAACAGUUAUGACAAUAUGUGAGGUGAAACUUUACGCCAAAGAUUGUGAUGUUGGAAAAUUUGGAGACAGGUGUGUAAACCAUUGCCAUUGCAAAGAUGGCCGAUUAUGUGAUAGUGUAACUGGUGAAUGUUCAACUAUCGGUUGUUCAGCAGGAUGGAAGGAACUAGCUUGUAACAUAUCUUGUGCCCACCAACGGUUUGGACAGAACUGUAGCUCUUCUUGCCAUUGUGGAAACAAUACUGACUGCGACAAGUCUAGUGGUUUAUGCCCUGCCCUCGGUGUAUGUGAGAACGGCUGGAAAAACGACCAAUGUGAUAUAGCAUGUGGUCACCAACUGUUCGGACAGAACUGUAGUUCUUCUUGUCAUUGCUUUAAUGAUACCGACUGCGAAAAAGAAAAUGGUCUAUGUCCUGCACGUGGUGUUUGUGAAAAUGGCUGGAAAACCGAACGAUGCAAUGCGGUUGAGGAUAUCUAUACCUCUUACCUUGUGUUGAGCAGAUAA
Mya arenaria is the source of this 699-nucleotide messenger RNA. Its product is annotated as multiple epidermal growth factor-like domains protein 10. The transcript is spliced from 5 exons. Gene Ontology annotation, molecular function: scavenger receptor activity. Lineage: Eukaryota; Metazoa; Mollusca; Bivalvia; Myida; Myidae. Bases 1 to 699 code for a protein of 232 amino acids. The record is from RefSeq and is a predicted model, not a curated record.